Molecule: messenger RNA, 1782 nt
Organism: Alternaria atra
Lineage: Eukaryota; Fungi; Ascomycota; Dothideomycetes; Pleosporales; Pleosporaceae
Exons: 5
Coding region: 1-1782 (593 amino acids)
Source: RefSeq, a predicted model, not a curated record
AUGGGGUAUCAACUCGCUCUCGACGGUGUCGGAUGGACCUACAUUACUAUCUUCAUUGUUUGGAAUGUUCUACUGUUGGCUGGUCUCACCUUCUUAUGGACUCACCGUCAGCACCCAUCAAUCCGCAUGCGAAGGCUGCCACUAUUGUUUGCGGGUAUUUUCGUGCUCCAUGUCUAUGGUUCCCUUUGCUCAGUAGCCUACCCGUUCGGCGCAGCGUUCCCGUGCUCAGUUGAAUUCUGGAUGAUGUCUAUUACAGUCCCGUUGGGCAUGGCUUUGUUCCAUGCCUCGAACAGCCAGUUCUUGCACCUCGCUAGUCGUCAGAAGCAGUUCGCUCGUAUGAGCUCUCUGAAAGACCACGAGCCCAUCGACGAGAAGAAGGCUCAAGAAGUCGUCAACAGCCGAUGGAAGAGAAUCAUGAACGGAGUAGAGCGAGCCGACAACAUCGAGCGAACUCUGAUCUUCAUUGGAAUUGGCAUGGCUGUUCAGAUCGCCCUAACUCUGUUUGUCUUCCUCGCUUCAGAAAAGUUCCAUAGCAGCUAUGGUAUCAUCAACUAUACUGUACAAGGUACUGGUAUGGAAGUGCGCGUCAACUGUAGCAAAGGUUGGGAGUGGUGGCUAUCGAUCGUGUGGCAGUUGUUCUGGUCUUGGGUAUAUGCCCCAUGGAUUCUCUUCAAGUCGCGCGGUAUUCGCGAUGUUCACGGCUGGAGACUCCAGACCAUCAUCUGUUGUCUUGCUGGGCUUCCAGCGUCUCCGCUCUGGCUCAUAGGCCUCUACACUCCUGCAUUCGCUCCCAUGAAUGCUGUCUUCCCUCCGCCAGUGUGGUUCGCCGUCUGCUUCUGUAUCAUGGAGAUCUGCACUAUCGGCUUCCCUAUCAUCGAUGUGCUAAAGGGCAACAAACUGCGCCAAGAGACCCUCGACGCCAUCGCAAACUGGGAAGCUCGCCAGAAAUUGGCUGGUUCGGAUAAAGCGUCGAUGGACGCUCCUUUCAAAGCUCCUAGCGAGUUCUCCGCUACGACAACCCUCAAGUCUAGUGGCGAGAUCAGCGUUGGCAACCAGUCAUUCGACUCGCAGAAGUCUGACAUCUUGACGAUGACUGCCCUAGAGAACGCGCUCAGGACCAACGCUAUGCCACUGCUCCAAUUUGCUGCUUUGAAGGACUUUUCUGGCGAAAAUGUCAGUUUCCUCACACACGUCUCAGACUGGCGCCUGCACUGGUUCUCACCAAAGUCAUCAACCGCCGAACACCGCCGCAGGCAAUUCCUUGCUGCCACGCGCAUUUACGCUCACUUCAUAUCCCUCGAGUUUUCCGAAUUCCCUAUCAACAUCUCAUCAAAAGAGAUGAAACGUCUUCACAUUGUUUUUGAGAGGAUGGCAAACCUCCUCUUUGGACGUCGCCGAAAUUCAGAGUCAUCGUCAACCAGCGACAACGCUACACCUUUUGAUAACGUCAUGCCUGAUGAUGCAUCGGAUUUGCCCAUCAACGACAAAAGCAAUCACCACAUGUCUGCAAAUGUCAUCAGUCUCGAUAGACUUGGACGUGCGAACUUGAAGGCUGUGUCCGGCAUGGGCGCGCUUUACUCUGACGAGUCUGUUACAGAUGUUGAUGUUCCGGACGCCUUCAACGAGUUGGUGUUUGAUGCCGCAGAGAACGAGAUCAAAUACCUUGUUCUCACCAACACAUGGCCUAAGUUUGUCAACGUUUCACGUGCCAACAGUCAGUUGAGCAAGGACGCGGACGAGGAGAAGGGCAAUGCUUUCAUGCGGAAGUUGUUGUGCGCAUGA